AUGCGCAGCAGUCCGGGCGGACUAUUAAAUCGUGGCGGUGCUGAGCCUGAGCCUCAAAAUAAACGCAUUCACACCCUGAAGGACCGUCUGUUACUCAGCCCGAAUCUCUCGUUCUCUCGUCGUGGAGAAAUUCGGGUUUCGUUCUCUUCUAUGUCUGACGGCCAGUAUCGAAUAGCCCCGGGAACCGUAUGGCUAUUCUUGGCGGUGGUGAUACCGUCACCACAUCAUGGAAUACCACCUACACGGGGCAUUCGAACGGAAUAUGAAGCGGACGAUGGAGGCAAAAUUCAUCGGAACAGUCCGUCAUUUUUGGACCACAUUAUGGGACCAUUCUACAACCUGGCAAAUGGAAACUCUCAAGUUGGGCUUUAUGCCAGAAUCAAAGAAUGGAUCUCUGGAACCUGUUCCAAACAACCGUAG
Molecule: messenger RNA, 420 nt
Organism: Echinostoma caproni
Lineage: Eukaryota; Metazoa; Platyhelminthes; Trematoda; Plagiorchiida; Echinostomatidae
Source: the annotation of a GenBank genome assembly